AGCUAGGGAAGAACCAGGCCGGGUGGGGCUCUUUGUCCACCACAGACCCUGAAGUUCCCCACAGUAGCUGCCAGAGUGCUGGGCUUGUCUUCCCUGGAAUCCAUGCUGGGACCAAGAAGACUCCUUGUCCAGUGCCUGUCCCUGCCUGCCUGGGCAGUACUGAUCUCUAGGUCUUCUGCCUCCUACUCUGUGGCCUGCCUGAUCACAGCUGUGGUGGGUUCUAAUGGUUCCUCUGUACCAUGAUGGCCCCACCCUACACAAGAGGAUCCUGUACGCCUCUCUGACUAAGGCAGGUCCUCUCUGAGCUCAGGAGGCCCAGGGAUCAAGAGAAGAAAGAGCCGAGGCAGUUUUUUCAGGACCAUACAUUCGGGCUGUAUCCAGUGGGCACUGCCAGCCCUCACUUGCCAACCUGCCCUUUCACUUCCCUCCCAGCUUGUGUCUGCUACCCAAGGACCACCCCACCCUGAAUUUCGGAGACCUCAAGAAGAUGGCUGCUGGUGUGAUACGGUCUGUCUGUGACUUCCGGUUGCCCCUGCCAUCACACCAGUCCUUCCUGCCCACAGACCUAGAGGCUCCAGAAACUUCCGAAGAGGAAGAAGAGGAGGAGGAAGAGGAAGAGGGAGACCAGGGGCUGCAAGAUGAGAGGCCACAGGGCUGCAGCCCAGAUUCCCAGAGCUCAGGAGUGGCUCCUCAGAGUCCCAGCAGCCCGGAGACCCCAAUGCAGCUGCUGCGCUUCUCAGAGCUCAUCAGCGGCGACAUCCAGCGGUACUUUGGACGCAAGGAAACAGGGCAAGACCCAGAUGCCCAAGACAUCUAUUCUGACAGCCAACUAGCCAGCUGCUCUGCCCGGGAUCUAUACUAUGCUGAUCUGGUAUGUUUGGCCCAGAAUGGGCCCCCAGAGGAAGAGGAGGCUGCUGAGCUCUGUGUGAAUUUGCCUGGGGGAUCUGAGGGUCAGAUGUACAGGCUGGGCCACAGAGGAGACAGGGUGCCACCACUGGGUCCCCUGGCUGAGCUCUUUGAUUACGGGCUUCGGCAGUUCUCCAGGCCCAGAGUGUCAGCUUGUCAAAGACUGAGGCUAGAGAGGAAGUAUAGCCACAUUACCCCCAUGACCCAAAGGAAAUUGCCUCCAUCCUUCUGGAAGGAGCCUGUGCCCAACCCACUAGGCCUACUGCAUCCAGGUACACCAGAUUUUAGUGAUCUGCUGGCCAGUUGGUCUGCCGAGGGUGGCUCCGAACUGCAGAGUGGAGGCACUCAGGCCCUGGAGGAGACACAGAUGACUGAGAUCUAGUGAGUAGGUGGGUCAGGUGUGUGCUGGGGCAGCAGCAGCCCUCUCUCAGGCACCCAGCCUCUCUGUUGUCCAGGCACCUCCCUAGUGAGUCGAUUCAAGCAGCCAUGCAGUUGAUUCUCCCUAGAGGUUCUGAGCUUAUCCUGAGCCUAGAACUGCCACCACCAGCACUGAGAAGCGAGAGCAAAUGCUUGUCUAGACCCAGCCACACCCAGCUACCAGUUCUUGGAUGACCCCAAUAAACAUCAGGUCUCAGAACUCUGCCCACAGCAAGUGGACAGAACUCAGGCAAGAACAAUGAGUCAUUUGUACACGUCCGUCUGGGGAGACCCAUUUUUUACCAAGCCAGCACCAAGACUCAAGCCAGUAGCAAAGGUCAGCCCUCCCUGCUGUCUCUCUCUGCAUGGCCAGAGCUGAUGAUUCCAUGUCCCAUGCCCUGUGCUAGGCUGGUGGCAAGGGCUGGGAGCUGUGUGCAAAGCUCAGGUUUUUCUGAGAGGCCAGAAGAGGGACACACUGCUUGAUCACACAGAGGA
Myodes glareolus (Bank vole) is the source of this 1818-nucleotide messenger RNA. RefSeq names its product proline and glutamate rich with coiled coil 1 (gene Percc1). NCBI's taxonomy places the organism in Eukaryota, Metazoa, Chordata, Mammalia, Rodentia, Cricetidae. The record is from RefSeq and is a predicted model, not a curated record.